Molecule: messenger RNA, 1274 nt
Organism: Oryza sativa Japonica Group (Japanese rice)
Lineage: Eukaryota; Viridiplantae; Streptophyta; Magnoliopsida; Poales; Poaceae
Source: RefSeq, a predicted model, not a curated record
UCGAAGAGAGAGCGCCUCUUCCGCGACCUCGCUUCUAGUCCAGAAGCUUCUAGAAUAUUCUAGAUCGUGGUUAGUGCAUCCAUGGGCAACGGCAUGUCUCCGUGCCUGUGCUCCCCGCCCGUGCACGGCGAGGAGGCGGCGGCGGAGGCGGCGGCGGCGAGGCUGGUGUUCUGGGGCGGGGCGGCGAGCCAGCUGGUGGCGUCCGCGGCGACGACGGCCGGCGACGUCAUGGCGGAGCUCCCCGGCCACCUCGUCUGCGCCGGCGACUCGUUCUUCAUCGGCCUCCCGAUCCCGGCGCUGCCGGCCGGCGAGGAGCUGGCGGCGGGGCGGACGUACUUCGUGCUCCCCGCCGCGCGGUUCUCGUGCCAGCAGGCGCUCACCGCCGCGUCGCUCGCGUCGCUGUCGCCGUCCCCGGCCGCGAAGGUGUCCCUCGCCGGCGGCGCGUCGUCGCCGUUCGAGUACGUGACGGGCGACGACGGCAUGGCGCUCAUCAGGGUCCUCCCGGAGUUCAUCGAGAGGGCGAUCACCUGCGUGGCCCGCGUCGCGGGCGGCGGCAAGGCGGGCGGCGAGGCGGCGGCCGACGACCAGCUGUGCAGCACGCCGGAGCUGAGGAAGCACUACAUGCAGCUGGUGGGCGCGCGGCAGCAGCGGCCGUGGUCGCCGGGGCUCGAGACGAUAUCGGAGGCCGAGAAGCGGCGGCGGCGGCGGUCGCCGGUGAGGCUGGUCGCGCUGGCGAAGGCGGCGUCAAGAUAGCAUUGGCGGCCGCGCCAAAAAAGAGUUCGGAUUUGUGCAUAGAUACGGAUGGAGACAAGUAUACGGAUUUGAUUUAGUUCUAGCUCAUUUUGAAGACAGUCAAAUUAGAUGAAAAUUUGAUGCAAAAAUUGGCAAAUUGAAGAAUUAAUUGACCGUCCAAUUUUGCCGCAAGGCCGAUGAUACUUCUUGCAGUUCAUGUUCAUUUGUUUUGACUCCUGUCUCCAGUUGGUCGGUGGAAACGAAAUGGCACCAUUGGAAACUUCAAAAUCCUAAUCUCCCUUUCCGAGAGGAGGACAUUCACAUGAUUUCUGGAGAAAUUUCACAGCAAGAUCAAUUUCAACACGAAAAGAGGAAAAAAUUUGCAUUGUGGCAUUAGAAUUAUUUUAUAGUCCAAUUUUCCUCAAGGCCGUCAAUACUUUCUUAAAUUUCAUAGUUCCCUUAACCUCAAGAAAGGAAAUGGCAUCGGAGAGCUCAUGUUGAUUCCAAUUUGAUUUCUAUCUGAAACUUAGCCCCGUUCCGAA